Molecule: messenger RNA, 2379 nt
Organism: Ooceraea biroi (clonal raider ant)
Lineage: Eukaryota; Metazoa; Arthropoda; Insecta; Hymenoptera; Formicidae
Product: 2-hydroxyacylsphingosine 1-beta-galactosyltransferase
Molecular function (GO): UDP-glycosyltransferase activity
Source: RefSeq, a predicted model, not a curated record
AUAACUACCGCAGUGGACAUCGAAUUAUUUUGGUGAAAUGUUGCUGAAGCUAGUUCUAAUAGUGCCAAUUCUGUGGAUUGUUGCCGAUGCUGCUCGCAUUCUUGGAGUUUUUCCCUAUCCAUCUUACAGCCAUCAGAUAAUCUUCAGAUCGUUAACCACAGAACUAGCGCGCAGAGGUCAUGAGUUGAUGAUUUUUACAACGGAUCCUAUAAAUGAUUCUACUCUUCAGAACUACACUGAAAUAGAUUUACAUUACUAUUAUGAUUCUUAUGCUGUCAACUUCUAUUCGAAACAUACAUUCGGAAUUUGGACAGUUCUAUCGGAGGUAUAUAAGACUAAUAAUAAACUCACCGACUGGACGCUAUCCCAUCCUGUCAUGCAGCGACUUUUAUCGCCGAAUAGUACCGAAAAGUUUGACUUGAUCAUCAUGCAGUCACUCUAUCUUGAUGCACUUUAUGGGAUAUCGUUCCGCCUUGAUGCUCCACUAAUCGCAAUUACGCCGAAUCCGCCAUUGGCCAUUCAUCAUUACAAGCUUGGGAAUCCUAUGUCAGCGGCUUAUGCACCGGACCUGUUCUUGGGCGUGGACGGAAAUAUGAACAUGUGGCAACGUUUCCUCAAUAUGUACUAUUAUCUUCGUCAAUUUAUUGAAUAUGAAAUUAUGGUUAUUCCUUCGCAGGAGAAGAUUAGCAGGAAAUACUUUGGAGAUAGUAUGCCACCUGUCCACCAGUUUUCCUCAAAAAUUAGUCUACUCUUGGUAAGCGCCAACCCUUUUUUUUUGUAUCCCCGCGCAAAUGUUCCUGGGAUCGUGUACAUAGGAGGAUGUCAUUUAAGUGCCCAGAAAACACAGUUGCCACAGGACUUAGAAAAUAUAUUGAACGAUGCGAAGGAGGGAUUCAUAUAUUUCAGUCUGGGUUCGAACGUAAAGAGUAAUCAAUUGCCCGCUGAGACACGUAACAUGCUGCUGAGAACUUUCGCGGAAUUGCCUUAUAAAGUAUUAUGGAAAUUUGAAUCAGAUUAUCUUCCGGACAAGCCCGACAACGUCAUCAUAAGGAAGUGGUUACCACAGGAGGCAAUCUUAGCACAUCCGAAUAUACGGCUUUUUAUUUAUCAAGGAGGACUACAAAGUACGGGGGAAGCGAUAGAACACGCAGUACCCGUGAUUAGUUUCCCUGUGUACUGCGAUCAAAUGUUAAACAUAAAAAGACUGCAAUCCUACGGGACAGGAAAGAUGUUACAACUCACCGAAGUCAGUGGAAAGACAUUGAAAGAAACUAUAUUUGAGAUCAUUACAAAUUCUAGUUACAAGGAAAACAUGCGGAAACUGCGGUACCUGUUGCAAGAUCUGCCAUAUAACCCGAUGGACAAUGCCAUUUGGUGGGUUGAGCAUGUAAUACGUCACAAAGGGGCACCGCACCUCCGAAACAAGUCGCGAGAUAUGCCCUGGUAUCAGGUUGAAUUAUUAGACAUAAUGGCUAUUAUAAUCGUAAUAGCAAUUCUCGCUAUACGCAUUAUUAUAGCAGUUAAGCGUUAUGUAUUUUUUAAAAUGAGCAAGCAACUCAUGCUGAAAAUAAAAACGAAAUUAAUAAAUAACGUAAAGAAACAACAAUAAUACACAACUCAGAUGAGACUUUCAUUCCACAGUUGAAUAAGAAGCAUAGUUCUCCAUAAUAUAAUGUUGUAUAUAUAGGUGCGCACUGUGAUUCAUGCUCGUGAAUAUUCACACAUUGGCGCUGAAACGUACGUAAUGAUCUUAUAAUAGAAUUGAGAACUCGUAAUAACGCAAUCAAUGUUGAACAACUAAUAAAUCAAUAUAUACUACUUAAAUGAUAAUACUGUUACGUAUGCAUGUGCUAAAGUAUCCAUACGAUCCAUCAAAUUGUUUCAAAUAAUACAGCUCUUUUCUUUCAUUACCUUAUAAUUAUUGAUCUCUCAUUCUCAAUUUGCUGUAACCAAAUUUAUAAUAUUUAGAAAAAUGUUAUUCAUUUUUAUAUAUACUCAUAGACAAUAGGAAUAUUCUAUGAUCAAAAUGAAAAACUAUCGAAAUUAAUAAUAAUAAAAUUUAAUUUAGAUAUUUCAUUACCUUGCUCUUUCAAAGUUUUGUAAAUGGAAGUAAAUUUAUAUAGCCAUAUCAUUGUUUCGCAUUUUUAUAUAAUUAUUAGCAAAAUUCUACUAAUCUUGUUAAUCGCGUAUUUGUAUAAAAACAUUAAUAAAGUGGAAAGUGUAAUGUAAAAUCGUUUUAUUUGAAAUUAUGAAGUGUCCAAUAGCAUAAUAUAUAAUUAAUGCUUUCUUUACAACAAUCAAUUAUAUAAAUGUGUUAUUACAUACAUUAAAGCAUCAUAAUUCAUGUAAUAAAUUAAUAAAAAUUAGUGUGUAUAUAUA